Messenger RNA from Baudoinia panamericana UAMH 10762, 2568 nucleotides. RefSeq lists its product as uncharacterized. The transcript has 4 exons. The record is from RefSeq and is a predicted model, not a curated record. The coding region runs from base 1 to 2568 and encodes 855 amino acids. Lineage: Eukaryota; Fungi; Ascomycota; Dothideomycetes; Mycosphaerellales; Teratosphaeriaceae.
AUGUCGUUCUUCGAAGACACGCCAUUAUUCGGGACGGAUAUUGACAGCACGCUAGACAUCAUCACUUGGCUCGGCAUCGGGGGCGCCAUUGCGGUCGUAUAUCGUGCCUUCAGCCACGCGCUCUGGAAGCUCCACCACGAGCGCUCAGGUCGACAUGCGCGGGUCAAGGAGCGAGCGGUUGUAGUAUUCGUGGCCGUGGCCAUCCUGUCUUUCAUCAUCGUGCAUUGGCUUCGCCUGCAGCACCGCAAGCUGAAGCUCGCGAGUUGGGACGAGAUCCAGCAAUGGAGGCAGCAGCUUCCGCAUGUCCCCGUCAUCGGUAAGGAGGCGAGACGGGUUGAUAUGCCGUUCAUGAAGACUGCGACGGAUAUGGUGUCUGAUCUUCCGGAUAAAGCCCGCUCGCUCGGUGCCACUAUCACGGACAACCUCCCCUCUUACGAACAGAUGACCGACGGAGCCAGGCACGGGUACCACAGCGGUUCCAGUCUAUCCAGUCAAGCCAGUGAAGCAGCAAAGGCCGCUGGAAGUACCAUCGAUGCUCUGACUAGUGCUCACCCGCCAAGCAUUCACGAGCUGAAGCAGCAAGCCUGGGCGAAAGGCCAGGAGAAAGGGCGCGAAGUGAAGAAGCAUCUGUGGCAGAAGGGCAAGGAAUUGGCUGACGGAGCUGUCCCGGCGGCAGAGCGAGGGUGGCACUUCCUCAGAAGAAAAGCUCCGCAGGUAGCCGGAGAAGCUUCCGAAGGCGCCAAGCAUAUCGCCAGCGAGCUCUGGGAGUGGUUUCACGAAGAGGCCACCUUGUCCGAACGUAUCAUACAUCGCUUCCCGUGGAUCGAGGAGCACUUUGUGCAGAGGGUCAGUAUCUGGGACUUCUUCAAGUCGCUGCUGGAACCUCGACUGCGAUAUUUUUGGACGCAGCAGUGGCUUGCUGGGUAUAUCACGUGGUCGAUCUUCGUAGGGUUGGAGUCCCGCUACCGGAAGUUCACCCCAGGCACGGCACUGGCCUUUAUGGUACUGAGUUGGUGCUUCAGUCUCGCGACCAUGCAGUCGCUCUACUUCGCAUUGAUAUUGCUUCGGCCUGACACCUGGGGCUCCACAAGGCAACGCUAUGUGCCGACAAAGAUGCUCGUGCUACUGCCGACUGUAGCGGAGCUUCUGAUUCUGGUAUGGUUGCCAGACCAAUUGCAUCGAGGCCACGGCGACCGCAUGCGCGUACUGAAUGCGUUGCAAACGAUAUUAAUGGUCGGGCCGUGGAUCAUGGCUGAGGUGCUGCAAACCAGAGUUUCAGGGUUGCUCUCCAGUCGAUUCGGAAGGGGUUACUUUCCUACCAAGGCGAGGCGCAUGCUGAGAACCACUUGGUACAUCAUCGGAAUCUGCUGUAUCGUCGGGCACUCUGUGACGAUCUAUGCUGUCUUCUUCCGGCCGCAGCCCAGUAGCAAGUCAUGGCUUUCGUGGAAUGAGCGCCAUAAGGAAGCCGCCUCUGUACGCUCGCUUGUGUCCGUCCUCACGACUUUUGGUGACCAUCCUUGGCAUGAUGCCGUUUGCUGGGACGUUUUACUGUCAGCAUUAACCUUGAGUAUCUGGGCGGCAGUCAGUUCUUCAAAUGUAAGCGAGAUGAUCCAAUGCGCAGUUUGGCCAUGGUUGGAGGAGACCGUCGACGAGGUCAAAGGCCUGACGGACUACUACUACGACUCUAUGCGGGACAACUUCGAGAUGUUCAAGUAUAUGGUUGAAUACGAACCCGCAGACAACGAGGCCGACGACCGUGCAGAUGUGUCCUGGUGGUUGAUGGCGGAGCUGAGGAAGUUCGGACUCAACGCUGAACAUCUAGUCGAGGGUAUGCUUGACGGUCGUGAUCACGGACUUGAGCAUCUGCACGAGAAGGGCAGAGAAGCUGUGGAAAGCGCCGUCUCGUUCUUGUGGGAAAAUCGUGACGUUGACCGAACCUAUGCGCACCAGAUGCAGAGGGAACAAGCGGAGAUGCAGGCACUUGGCUGGGACGGAGAAGAUAGAAAGGGCUACCGGGAAAUGGCUUGGCGUGCAAGACGCGGAGGGUUGGCCAGAACCGGAAGGGGAGUGUACAGCCGUCAAGCUUCAGCAGAUGGUGAUGCCGAAGUUGAGCUGAUUGACGACAAAGAUGAGGAAGACGGCUGGGCGGAAGAUCCUCGGAAGAAAGCCCGCUCAAUUUGGAAACGAGGAAGAGGACGGCCACCGAAGACCAGCAGAUCACCAUCGGCCGAAGGCAGGAAGCAGCCAGUCUCACGCAAGAGCUCACGUUUUACAAGCAGAAGUCCAGCACCAAGCAGACGAGCAUCGAGUCGUUCACGGACCAGAGCUAAUGGAAGGCCAGAAAAUGGCGGCCUUAAGAGAGUGGCCAGCAGUGGUCGCAAGAUGAUGCACAGAAUGCAGCAACAACUGCCGCCGACAGCAAACCUUCGUGUCUCGCGCGAGACGGUCCGGGAUGCUGUUAACAGCGCGGAAGGGGCGGUGUUAGCCUGGGGAUUCUUCGUGGUUGGUGGGCUUGGGCUGGCAAGCGUGAGUGUCUACGGUGCCGACGAGAUCCAUCAGGAGAAGUAA